Molecule: messenger RNA, 1548 nt
Organism: Exophiala bonariae
Lineage: Eukaryota; Fungi; Ascomycota; Eurotiomycetes; Chaetothyriales; Herpotrichiellaceae
Exons: 3
Coding region: 1-1548 (515 amino acids)
Biological process (GO): carbohydrate transport; transmembrane transport
Cellular component (GO): membrane
Molecular function (GO): carbohydrate:proton symporter activity
Source: RefSeq, a predicted model, not a curated record
AUGGGCUUCGUACCUCAAUUCCAGUAUUUUAAUACCAAAUUAGCAUUAACGUGCUCUCUUAUUGCCUUUUCAUCCUUCAAUUAUGGCUUCGACAAUCAAGGAUUCGCCACAAGCCAGGCCAUGGACGCCUUCACCCGCAGAUUUGGGGUCUUCAUCGCAAAGCAGGGAAAAUACGUCCUCGAGCCUUACUGGCUAUCAUUAUUCAAUAGCUUAAACUACAUUGGAUUCGCUGCCGGAGUAAUUAUUGGCAGCCUGAUCAGCAAGCGAUACGGCCGAAGGAUGUGUGUGUUCUGUAUGAGCUGCUACGCCUUGAUCACCGCGACGAUAGCGGUCACAUCGGCCAACAGAGAACAAAUAAUGGCCGCAAGGAUAUUGAACUAUUGUUACGUGGGCAUGGAACUGGCUGUGAUCCCGACAUAUCAGUCCGAGAUCGUGCCUUCGCAGGUACGCGGUUUCAUCGUAGGCACCUACCAACUAAGCCUGCUUACGGGAGGUCUUAUUGUCAACUCGAUUUGUCGGGGCACCAGCGAACUUAAGGACGAUCGGGCGUGGAGAAUUCCCUUGGGAAUGUUCUACGUCGUCCCUAGCAUUAUCCUCAGCCUGAUUUGGUUCGUCCCAGAGUCGCCACGGUGGCUAUUGUUGCAGGGCCACAACGAGGAUGCCAAGGCUAGUUUACAAAAACUACGUGAAGGAGCCUUUUCGCAGAAUGAUAUCGACAGCGAGUUCGAGGAGCUGAAGUACGCCCUUGAGAUGGAAGAAGAGAAGGGGAAAUUCUCACAGAUCUUCCGCGGCAACCACCUUAAACGGACCCUGCUUGUGAUUGUGGUCAAUUUCUUUCAGCAAGCUACGGGUCAAGCCUUUGCGUCUCAGUAUGGCACCAUCUAUGUCAAAUCACUUGGCACCAUCAAUGCUUUCAACUUCUCCCUCAUCCUGGCUGCAGUGAAUAUAACAGCCUGCACAAUGUGUCUAUUCAUGGUUGAUCGAGUAGGCAGGAAGCGUCUCUUACUCAUUGGCGCCGCCGUACAGUGCGCUGCUCUCAUGACAAUGGGUGGCCUCGGCACGCCAAAGCCUGUCACUCAUUCGUACAAGAUUGGCAUUGUCUCCAGCCUAGCUCUCAUGACGGCUGGCUUUUCUCUGGCUUGGGCGCCCUUGACCUACGUCGUGACCACAGAGCUGCCCACUCUUCGACUUCGGGAUCAUACUCUGCGCGUUGGGUUCGUAGUCAACGUUGUCAUGAACUUUGCUGUCAACUUUUCGAUCCCGUACCUCAUAUCUCCACAGUAUGCAGGUCUCGAUUCCAAAGUCGGUUUCAUCUUCGGCACGAUUGCUUUCCUGGCACUGAUCUUCACUUGGUUGUUCGUGCCUGAGUGUAAGGGAAAGUCACUCGAGCAGGUGGAUAUGAUGUUCAACUCAGGUGUACCGCUGAGAAACUUUGGCUCGUACCAGUUCCAGGGUCCAGUCACUGCAGGGGAGCAGAAGAACUUGAAUGUGAAGCAAAAUUUCCACGUGGCGGAGGCGCAGAAGAACUUUGACUCUUCUCAGCCGUAG